Messenger RNA from Melanaphis sacchari, 2725 nucleotides. RefSeq names its product neuronal calcium sensor 2. Gene Ontology annotation, molecular function: calcium ion binding. NCBI's taxonomy places the organism in Eukaryota, Metazoa, Arthropoda, Insecta, Hemiptera, Aphididae. Bases 684 to 1244 code for a protein of 186 amino acids. The transcript is spliced from 5 exons. The record is from RefSeq and is a predicted model, not a curated record.
UUGUGUUUAUAGUAGUCGGUGCGCGUACCCGUAGUGUGUCGUUUGACGCUGUGUUCUCACGUCCGUCACCGUUUCACCGACGAGUGUCGCUUCCACGGUGCGAUAUAAUAAUAUAGUAUUUAGUAUAAUAAUUGUUUUUAAUUAUUUUUUUUUACGGUCAAAUCAAAAGCGACGUUUUAUACGUAUUUUGUUGUUGUUAUUAUCAUAAUUUUUUUUCAUUUGCUGGGGAAAGUUUAUAAUUCAGUCAGACUUGCUUAAGGAAGAAAGCCUACAGAUUAAUUACACGUAAGACAUAACUCCAUCGGGCGCGUUUUUAUCGUAUUUUUCGCGUGUCACCCGCACGCGGUAAUAUCGACCGGCUGUGGUGAUGUGCACGUUGUCGUUACCGUCGUCGCUGUCGCCGCCACUCGUUCAAUUUCCGACCACGACAACGGCAACGACCGCUGUCUACGCGAUAACCACGGCACAACUAUUAUAAGGCCGUGUCACACAAACGUCGUAUUAUAUACAACCGCGGUACGACUCCUCCGAUCCCUCCUGCAGACUCCAAGCGGUGUAAACGGGGACGGACAGCAGCUGGACAGGAAGACUGUAGGCCCAUCGUCGAAAUACCUACUAGCAGAUAAUACACGACAGCAGACACUAAAUCGUCGUCACCGCCGUAUAGACCGACCGUCGCAGAAAUGGGCUGUUUCGGUAGCAAAGACAAGUUGUCUAAAGAAGACAUGGAUUUCUUAAAAUCACACACUAGAUACGACGAAGCGACCAUCAAAGAAUGGUAUAAAGGUUUCAAACAAGAUUGUCCAAAUGGCCGUUUAACACCAGCCAAAUUUGUAGACAUGUACAAAAUGUUCUUUCCAAGCGGUAAUGCCGAAGAAUUCUGCGAUCAUGUAUUUCGAACAUUUGAUAUGGAUAAAAAUGGUUACAUAGACUUCAAAGAGUUUCUAUUAGCCAUAGAUGUCACAUCGUCCGGUACACCGGAGGAAAAACUAAAAUGGGCAUUCAGAAUGUAUGACGUUGAUGGCAACGGAGUCAUUGAUAUUCAAGAGAUGACAAAAAUAGUUCAGGCCAUCUACGAUAUGUUGGGUGCAUGUUCAUCUAAUCGUCCGGCUGACUCAGCAGAAGAUCGUGCUAAAAAUAUAUUCGCCAAAAUGGAUGAGAAUAACGACGGACAACUGACCCAGGACGAAUUCCUUAAAGGCUGUCUACAAGAUGAAGAGCUCUCCAAGAUGCUUGCACCAUAACCACUGCCUCAGUUGGCGUGAAAGCCCAAUAUUAUAUAUUUCGCCGCAUUUUUUUGUAUAUCUUUUUCUCUUGCCCCGUAGGGUACGCCUUUGUUGGUGCCAAAAAUAAAAAAACAAAACAAGUCAACCCGUUUUUUCUAAAAAAAAUAAUAAUUGAAUCCAAAAAAAAAAAAAAACAAAAAAUUUAAAAAAAACGAAUUGUUUUCUUAUGGUUACAUUUUCUCUGAUAGGGUAAUUUAUCUAUGAUACUAUGAUUUUAAAGCGCAGGUUGCCAGGUAGUACACGUUUUACAUCUCGUGGAGUGUCCACCCCCUUUCUUCUUGAGUCGAUUUGCAUUGCAUGGUAGUAUAAACACAUCGGCAAACUCCAAGGCCUUUUUCAGAGUAACGAUUUCCCGAAACUCAAGUUAGCUUCCACUUCACCUGGUGACUUAUUUGUGUAAAUAAUUUUCUGCACAUUCCCAUUUAUAAUUGUUUCUUUCUUUUUUAUUAUUACUAUAAUUACUACAGAGACUCAAUUGAACUCUGUUAACCUGCGUUUUUAUUUUAAACAGGUUUCAAUCAGUGCAAAGUUAAGCUCAAAAAUGAAAAAAAAUAUAUUACAAAAAUCGAUUACGUUCACCGGAUUUGAAAACUUCGUAAAAAUAAAUUCAACCAUUUGAAUCAUUUUUGGGGUCAUUUUCAUAAUUUUACUCCAAUAAUAAUGCUAUUAAAGUAAUUGGCUGUAAGAAAACACACGCACACACACACACAUACAAAUAUAUAAAACAAAAAGGAAAAAACUUGGCUUAUGUUGGGGUUUCCAAAUAAUGUCGGGUUCAAAAAUCGUGUCAUCGAGUGGACCAUUCGUGUAUUAAAACUGUCGGGAACUUAAUGUUCAAAAAUCAAAAAUCCUGCACAAAUAUAAUAAUCAUGCGACGAAAUCGUAUUUUAUUAUUAUUGAUUACCUUUGGCUAGUUCAUUAAGCCGCUUGUAAUUUUAAGAUAUAUUCUCUUGGACCAAUAUUAUAAUAUUUAUAUUAUCUAAUCACAUUAAUUUAUAACUUAAUUUCUUAUCUAUUUUUUCGUCGAUGGUGCACAUAUAUUGUUGGAUUCCAUUAGCAAUAAAUCGCAACCAAAGUGUCUGUUACCAAAUUAUGAUAUACGUUUACUUUUUAUAUUUAUAAUUAUUAUUUAAUUAAACAUAUUAUUAUUAUUAUUGUUAUCAUUUCUAUACCUGUUACUUCAUUUAAAUCAUGCAUAUGUAAUAUGUGAUGUGUAUGUUAUUAUAGUGUACGGCCAAAUAUUAAACCAUAAAUUUUCAUGUUAUAUUCAAUUUAAUUACUUUUAAAAUACGCAAUUGUAAAUGUGAAACGCUUUUUUUCACGAAAAAGGAUAUUCACUUAAUAUUUACGAUAAUGCUUGACUUGGUUAAACUUUUUGAGUGUAUAAAACUUGAAUAAUUCGAGCAUUAUUAUUUUUUAUUUUUUUCCAUCUCAACAUA